AAGUGUAGCUUACUGCACGCAACUAAAUAAGCAAUACAUGUUUCUCACUAGGAUUGUCAAAAAGAAAAACAAUCAACUAUUGCAGAAGACAAAUGAGCCACCCAAUUUGGGGGAAAGGUUUUUCAAAAAACAUUGCUCAUUAGGGAGCAGGCAUGGCUCAGGUGGAGAAGAAAGGUGGCCUCUUGAGGCGGACAUCGUCCUCUAAGAAGCCCUUGAAAGAGAAGGUUGUCCUGAUGUAUGAUGACAUCUUUGCGGGGACAGAUCCUGCCAUCGCCAAUCCUCGGUUUUGGGACGAACUCUUUUUAAUGAAGGUGAACUUGGAGUACCUGGAGGCAAAGCUGGAGUCACUCGAUGGUGAUGAGGUGCUGAAAAUUAAAGGAAACAUCAAUGGGCUCUUUCACCACUGCAUACAGGCCCUGGGGGAGGAGCAUCAAAUCAAAGUGGUGAAUGCUUUACAGACGCUCUGUGCUUUGUUUAGAGGUGUCCACCAGAAGAACAAGGCGGCCACUGGCUUUGACAUCAUCAACAUGCUGAUGGGCUUUGACAAGGCUGAACUGCGCAUGAAGGAUCUGAUGGAGAGUUUAGACAGUCUACUUUGUGGCGACAGUUCUGCAAGUCUGAAGAGCUUGUGCCUGAAGUUACUGCUGUGUCUAGUGACCGUAACCGAUAACAUCAGUCAAAACACCAUUCUUGAAUAUGUGAUGAUAAACAGCAUAUUUGAAGCCAUUUUACAGAUUCUGUCUGAUGUGUCAAGUCGAUCACAACAUGGCUACGAUGCUGUCGUCCUGCUGGCCCUGUUGGUCAACUAUAGGAAGUAUGAGUCUGUGAAUCCCUACAUUGUGAAGUUAUCUAUUGUGGAUGAUGAGCCAACAUUAGAAGGAAUGGGCAUGGUGGUCCAUCAAGCAUUGGCAGAGUACAACAGGCAGUACAAAGACAAAGAGGAGGAACAUCAAGGAGGUUUCUUGUCUGCGCUUUCUAGUAUGGUGGGCAGCAUGUUUAUAGCAGAUGCAGACGAGAAGCUAUCAGUCCAGACAAAUGAAGCCAUACUCUUGGCCCUGUAUGAGGCGGUACAUCUGAACAGAAACUUCAUCACAGUUUUGGCUCAAUCUCACCCAGAGAUUGACAUGGCUGCAACAUCCGUAGAGCCUGCCCCGACCACUCCCACAACUCCGCUGAGUACAACGCCACCAUUGUUGGACUUGAUGAACUCAGCAGAGCUUCCCCUUGACCCGAACUUGCAAACAAGUAACCUUCUCAUCACGUUCCUGAAGUACUCAUCAAUUGUCAUGCAGGACACAAAAGACGAACACAGACUUAACAGUGCUCGGCUGUGUCUCAUCAUCCUGACCUGCAUUGCUGAGGAUCAGUACGCUGAUGCCUUCCUGCAUGAUGACAACAUGAAUUUCAGAGUUAAUCUACACAGAAUGCCCAUGAGACACAGAAAGAAGAUGGCAGACAAGAGCAGCCCAUCAAGACCUCUUGUGUGUGCAGUUCUCGAUCUAAUGGUUGAAUUCAUUGUGACACACAUGAUGAAGGAUUUCCCGAUGGAUCUUUACAUGCAUUGUGUUCAGAUCAUCCACAAGCUUAUUUGCUACCAGAAGAAGUGUCGAAUCCGGCUGCACUACACCUGGAGGGAGCUCUGGUCAGCUCUGAUCAACUUGCUGAAGUUUUUCCUGUCCAAUGAGACGAGCCUUUUGGCAAAACACAACAUUUUCCACAUGGCCUUACAGGUAGUGAACCUGUUCAAUAUGUUCAUCACCUAUGGAGACACCUUCUUGCCAACUCCCAACAGCUACGACGAACUCUACUAUGAGGUCGUGAGAAUGCACCAGGUCUUUGACAACCUGUACUGCAUGGUGCUCAGAGUCUCCACCAAUGCUGGACAGUGGAAGGAACCUGCGAGCAAAGUCACUCAUGCACUCAUCAACAUCCGGGCAAUUAUAAACCAUUUCAGUCCUAAGAUUGAGUCCUACGCUGCUGUGAACCACAUCUCCCAGCUCUCAGAAGAUCAGGUCCUGGAUGUUGUCCGGUCCAAUUAUGACACUCUUACCCUUAAACUACAAGAUGGACUUGACCAGUUUGAACGGUAUUCUGAGCAGCCAAAGGAGGCCGCUUUCUUCAAAGAACUGGUGCGCUCCAUCAGUUUGAAUGUGAGGAAGAACGUCUCCCUCAACACUCUCAGCCAGGAUGUUCUGCUCAAGGAAUUCUCGUCUAUAUCUUAAUUUUUCAUGUAUCAAUUUGAAGUGUUUAAAAACGAUGACAAAUGACCAAAAGUUAAAAGUAUUUUACCAUACAGUUACCUGCGUCUCAAUAUUGCGCAUCUUGUAUUAGACCAAUAAAGCUUCUUCCUAUUUG
Engraulis encrasicolus (European anchovy) is the source of this 2355-nucleotide messenger RNA. RefSeq names its product armadillo like helical domain containing 3 (gene armh3). The coding region runs from base 153 to 2222 and encodes 689 amino acids. Lineage: Eukaryota; Metazoa; Chordata; Actinopteri; Clupeiformes; Engraulidae. The record is from RefSeq and is a predicted model, not a curated record. The transcript is spliced from 26 exons. Gene Ontology annotation, cellular component: cytosol.